CAGCGUAGCCGAGCAGCAGCCAUAAUUGCCGGAUCAGAACAAGUGCAAUGGAGCCAUGUCGACGCUCACGGCCGAGGAGAACGAUCUCGAGGAUGGGGAUGUGUUUGAGAAUAUCUGGGCUGAAGACAACACCGAGGCUGCGCUUGAAAAGCCGGUGAACCACGGUCCGUCGCCGCCGUUCUACUCGUUGAUCGUGCAGAUAUUCAACACUCUUACCGCUCAGCCGGGCAGGGAGAUCGGACGCUUUGCCAGCAAAAAUGUAAAAGACCGACGCAAAAUGAUCCUCAGACGAUAUAUUGACAUGUGGCGCGACAGAGUCGGGCCUGAUAUCUAUCCUUGCUUUCGCAUGCUUCUGCCUUCCAUUGAUAAAGAACGUCUUUAUGGAAUCAAAGAAGUCGGUUUGGCACGGCUGUUAAUUAAGAUUCUAGAGAUAUCUCCCGACUCCCCGGAUGCAAACUCCAUACUGAAGUUCAGACUACCUGGCACGCACGCCCAAGGUGCGGGCGACUUUGCCGAGCGCUGUUUCCAGAUCAUGAAGAAACGCGAAGCCAAACCCGACUACGGCAAAAUGACUAUCGAUCAGGUCAACGAGACCUUGGAAGAGCUAAGCAAGCAUAGUAAAGCAGACGACCAACUUCCGGUUUUGAAACGGUUUUAUGAGAAUAUGAAUGCCGAGGAAAUGAAAUGGCUGAUUCGGAUCAUCUUAAGAGAGCUUCGGAUUGGAGUCAGUGAGCGCUUAUUGUUUUAUCUCUGGCAUCCUGAUGCUGUAGCACUCUAUAGCAUCAGCCACAGCUUGAAGAGAGUGUGCUGGGAACUUUGCGAUCCCACUGUUCGGCUAACCAAAGAGGAAAGCAACAUAACAAUCAUGUCCUGCUUUCAACCACAAUUGGCAGCUUUUCCUAAACUGUCAUAUGAGAGGGUGGUCAAAAUGAUGGAUAACGAUAAAAAUCUACCUUUUUUCAUCGAAGAGAAGCUAGAUGGCGAACGAAUCCAGCUUCAUAUGAGCGAAAGGGGAAAUAAGUUCAAGUUCUACAGCCGACACGCAAAAGAUUACACAUACAUGUACGGGUCUUCGUUUGACGACCCGAAGGGCUCGCUGGCGAAGCAUUUACGAGGUGUAUUCAAUGAAAAAGUGGAGAGCAUCAUUCUUGAUGGAGAAAUGGUCUCAUGGGAUACUCUAUACGAAAUGAUAGAGCCCUUUGGGACUUUGAAGUCAUCUGCGCUGGCUGAUCAAGACGAGCCUAGUCAAAAGUCCUCGCAUCCUCUGUAUCGCGUGUUUGAUAUACUCUAUGUGAACGGUACCCCCAUGGUCGAUUUUGAGCUGGAAGGCCGUAAAAGAGCACUGAAAGAGUGGCUUACUGAAGUACCUACGCGCUUUGAGCUUCAUCCUUUUGAACGGGCAACUACGCAAGAAGAGAUUGAGGUCAGACUACGACAGGUGAUUGAGCAAUCAUCUGAGGGACUGGUAAUCAAGAAUCCAACAGCCGUGUACACCCCAAAUGGACGCACGGAUCUGUGGAUCAAAGUGAAGCCCGAAUAUAUGAAUGAAUUCGGAGAAAAUUUAGAUGUUUUGGUGAUUGGGGCAUAUUACGGUCGCGGAAAACGCAGUAACUUGAUGGCUAGUUAUCUGUGCGGACUCAGAGUUGAGGACGAGGAUAAUCAGUCUCCAAAAUUUUGGUCUUUUUGUCGAGUUGGGGGAGGAUUCACUGCUGAAGAGUACAGAAGUAUCGCCCGUAUCACGGAAGGCAAAUGGCACGGCUUCGAUCCCAAGAACGUACCCUCCUUCUUCGAACUGGCGGGGUCUCACAAGGAAACCCCAGAUCUAUGGAUUGCACCUGAAGAUUCUAUCGUCUUGGAAGUCAAAGCUUCAGCAGUCGUCCCUGAUUCCGACAAGUUCCGUACAAAUAUGACGCUGAGAUUUCCCAGAUUCAGGCGACUGAGAAUGGACAAAAACCAUGAGACUGCGUUGAGUCUGAAGGAACUGUUGGCUUUGAAGACGCAGAUCGAGUCAGAGAAGCAGGAGCGAGAAACGGAGUUUGAAAAUCAUCGUCAGACGCCCAAGCGGAAGAAACGCAAGCUCGACAUUUUGGAGGCGCCAAAGCCAGCGACUGUCUCGAGCAGCAUGCAAGUCUCCGAUUUAUUCAAAGGUCACUCGUUCUACUUAAUCCUGGAUUCAAGAAAACGAGUCAAGCUGGAACAAGAAAUCUCCGCCAACGGCGGCGAGAUAUUGCGCGAUCGGCCGACAGUCUUUGAGCGAAACUGGUAUAUCAUUGCAGACUCGAACUUGAUUCAGACCGCUCCUGUUAAAAAGGAGGGCAAAAUGCCUUUGGUGAGAUCGGCCUGGAUCCACGACUGUCUGUUUAACGAGCGGGUAUUGCCGUUCGAGAAUCGACACUUGCUUUUUCUUGCGCCCCCGGCGCUGGGUGAGUUUACGGAAAGGCAAAUGGAUUGCUAUAAUGAUAGCUAUAUGCGGCAAAUCGAAGAUAUAACCGAGCUACAACAGAUCCUUGAAAACAUACCAGAGCCGCAAUCUACAGAUGAUGCCACAGACACUCUCAACCUACUAAUCGACUCCGACGAAGACGCCCUCAAUAUCCCUUCUCUCAUCUUUUUCGGUACAAAGAUCUACUUUGACUUUCCCGAGCAAGCUACCAGCUCAGCGCUUCCCGCAAAUUCGCCUUUUGAAACGGCGGUGCGAUACGCUAGGUUCGGCGGUGCGCAGAUUGCGGAUACUUUGACCGAUGAAGAUGUAACCCAUGUCGUGAUUAUAUCUGGCGCGGAUUAUUCUCGGAAGAGACUAACUGAGGUUAAUCGGUUGAUUUCGAGUCGCGAGAAAAUUCCUCAUGUUUUGUCGGUUAACUGGAUUAUUGAUUCUUGGUCAGCUUCGACGAGGUUGAGCGAGGAACUACUGGUGUUGUAACCACAAUUCAGAUUAAUAUAUAAGAAAUUUCAUUGAUUGAUUAAUUAGA
Myxozyma melibiosi is the source of this 2969-nucleotide messenger RNA. Its product is annotated as putative DNA ligase. Gene Ontology annotation, molecular function: DNA ligase (ATP) activity; DNA binding; ATP binding. Gene Ontology annotation, cellular component: DNA ligase IV complex. Gene Ontology annotation, biological process: nucleotide-excision repair, DNA gap filling; DNA biosynthetic process; DNA recombination. Bases 56 to 2920 code for a protein of 954 amino acids. The record is from RefSeq and is a predicted model, not a curated record. The transcript has 10 exons. NCBI's taxonomy places the organism in Eukaryota, Fungi, Ascomycota, Lipomycetes, Lipomycetales, Lipomycetaceae.